UAGGAUUGUUGUAAAUAAUACUAAUAUAUUAUAAUAUAUUUAUACUUAUUGUUAAUCAUUAUUAUUAGAUCAAUUAUCAUUUAUUAUCAUUAAGGUAUGGCAGCCUUUACUGAGCUAGGGCUUGUAAACUCCACAACUUCCCCCAUCCAUUGAUCAUCAGCAUCAUCAUUGGGCAUCCACUUGCUUCAACCAGAGAUGGAGACCGUUGGGGACUUCGAGUACACCCGAAAAGACCUCAUAGGACACGGAGCCUUCGCUGUCGUCUUCAAAGGGAGACAUAAAAAGAAGACAGACUGGGAAGUUGCCAUCAAGAGCAUCAACAAGAAGAAUCUCUCCAAGUCUCAGAUUCUGCUUGGAAAGGAAAUAAAAAUUUUGAAGGAACUGCAGCAUGAGAACAUUGUGGCACUCUAUGAUGUCCAGGAAACUCCUAAUUUUGUGUUCCUAGUAAUGGAGUUCUGCAAUGGAGGAGAUCUGGCUGACUAUUUACAAGGUAAGGGCACUUUGCGGGAGGACACCCUGCGGGUCUUUCUGCAGCAGAUAGCAGCAGCCAUGCGAGUCCUUAACAGCAAGGGCAUCAUCCACCGGGACCUCAAACCCCAGAACAUCCUUCUGUCCUACACUGGCCGCAAGAAAUCCAACAUCAACGGCAUCCGGAUUAAAAUAGCUGACUUUGGCUUUGCGCGAUAUCUACAAAGCAACAUGAUGGCUGCCACGCUCUGCGGCUCGCCCAUGUACAUGGCCCCUGAAGUAAUAAUGUCCCAGAACUACGAUGCCAAGGCUGACCUGUGGAGCAUCGGGACUGUUAUUUACCAGUGUCUCGUGGGGAAGCCACCCUUUCAGGCAAACAGUCCACAAGACCUGAGGAUGUUCUACGAGAAGAACAAGACCCUGAUGCCAAGUAUCCCCAGAGAAACGUCUCCUCCUCUGGCAGAUCUGCUGCUGGGCUUGCUGCAGCGCAAUCAGAAGGACAGAAUUGAUUUCGACACAUUCUUCAGCCAUCCCUUCCUGGAGCAACCCCCCAGCAUUAAAAAAUCCUGUCCUGUGCCAGUGCCCGCAUGCCCCGGCUCGGUCUCGGACAGCACCUGUGGUAGCUCGCCGUCCUGCCGCUUCGUCUCUCCUCCGUCGUUGCCCGAUAUGCAGACUUUGCCCGAAGACGUGCUCUCCUCGCCCCCUCUCGGCCCUCCCAACUACCUGCAGCUGUCUAAAGAGUCCGGCGGAAGCACCAGCAGCAAGAACUCCUCGUGCGACACGGAUGAUUUCGUGCUGGUGCCGCACCUAUCGGGGGAACAGUCCUAUGACCUGCCGAUGGGGGCCACCGGGCGCAGAUUGUCCAGCGAGUUUCUGCUGUGUGGAGGGCAUCCGCAGCCCUCGUUGAGCCAGAUGGUUUCCCCCAGGGCCGAGACGACGCCGAUCCCGGUGCCCACUCAAGUACGCAACUACCAGAGGAUCAAGCAGAACCUCUCCAGCAGCCCGAGCAACACGCUCUACGGCUCUCCAAGGUCAGGAACAGUACGGCGCUCCAAUACCAGCCCGAUGGGCUUUCCUAAAGCCACCUCUGGUUCCCCCAGCACUGCUGAUGCUGCCCAGACAGUGGGUCGAAGACUGUCCACUGGCAGCUCCCGUCCCUACUCCCCUUCUCCGCUUGUGGGCACCAUUCCUGAACAGCUGGGUCACUGUUGUUGUGGGCAUCCUCACAGCCACGAGGCACGGAGCCGCAGCUCCUCUGGUGGUUCACCUGUGCCCUCAUCCCAGUUACUGGGUGCCCGUCUCCAGAGCGCGCCCACCCUAACAGACGUCCACCAGAACAAACAGAAGCUGCAAAAGCAGCUCUCCGAUCCCGUACAGCUCACAGUCUUAGCCUAUCCCCCGACCCACUCGCCACAGCUGGGCCGCCCAGGCAACCUGGGCACUUCCCCAACCAAGCACCUGGGCUCCUCCCCUCGCACCUCUGAUUGGCUUCAGAAGUCCCCCCUGCCCACCAUUAUCGGCUCCCCCACUAAAUCAACUGCGCCGUUUAAAAUUCCCAAAACACAGGCUUCAUGCAACCUGAUGGCGCUGGCCUCUCAACAGGGCAUAGCAGACAGCCCCAAUUCCAAGAUGUCCACAGACACCAGAGAGAUAUGGUCGCCAUACCCUAGCAGUCGCUUCCCAGCUCCUGAAACCUGCAGAACCACCUUUGGCAGAUCUGUCAGCACAGGACGUUUGUCAGAGCACCCGGUCAGAAUCACUCUGGGAGGGCAGCCGUACCAGGGCAGCACGGACAGCUUAAACACAGAGAGACCUAUGGACACAGCAGGGUCGUGUAAUUUGGCAGUGGGCGGGGCGAGUCCCCGUGCUGUGGUGUUCACUGUGGGUUCACCCCCCAGCAGCAGCACUCCUCCCACCUGCAGCCACCUGAGCACACGGCCUCGCACCACAUCAGUGGGCUCCAACAGUUCAGCAGGCUCGCUGUACUCCACAAGUGGAAAGGUGUGUGUGGGUUCUCCCCCUUCUCUGCCCAUGGGGAGCUCUCCCCCCGGGGCGGAGGCAGCCCCCAGCAGCCUGCGCUACGUCCCCUACGGCACCUCCCCGCCCAGCCUCGAUGGCUUCAUCACCUUCGAGGCCCCUGAGCUCCCCGAGGAGACCCUGAUGGAGAGAGAGCACACGGACACACUGAUGCACCUGCGAAUGAUGCUGUCCUUUACCGACUGUGUCCUGGAGAUGGCCGCUGUGAGGGCCGGAGGAGCCGACCUGGGCGUUUCUGCAGCCUCACUGUACCCACCUCAGGAGAGCAUCGUGGUGGAUCAGAUCAGCCAGCUGAGCAAAGAGUGGGGGCAGGUGGAGCAGCUGGUGUUGUACAUGAAGGCAGCUCAGCUACUGGCCUCAUCUCUGCACCUGGCCAAAGCUCAGAUCAAAUCAGCCAAGCUAAACCCUUCGACUGCAGUAAAACAGGUGGUGAAAAGCCUGAACGAGCGCUACAAGAGCUGCAUCCUGCUGUGCCGUCAGCUCACAGACAAACUGAACCACUUCUUCUCCGACAAGCAGCGCUUCGUGGACGAGAUAAACAGCGUGACGGCCGAGAAGCUGAUAUACAACCACGCAGUGGAGAUGGUGCAGUCAGCAGCGCUGGAUGAGAUGUUCCAGCAGACCGAGGACAUUGCUUACCGCUACAGCAAAGCUGCCAUGCUGCUGGAUGGCCUCUCGAAGAUCCUGCAGGAUCCAGCAGAUGUAGAGAACGUCACCAAGUAUAAGGCCAGCGUGGACCGGAGGAUCUCGGCAUUGUGUUACUGCACCGUAACACUGUACGAAUAACAGCUGUACAAACCACUGGCACCAGAGACCAGUGUUCCUCUCCAUUCUCCUUCCUCAAUUCUCCCAUUUUGUAGCAGCCAGAGAGAGCACUUUCCAUUUUUUCCCCAUUCAGUACAUUAAAAACUAGUAUUAUUUUUCCAUGACGGACACGUCCAAACAAUCACUACCAAAGACUGAACGCAACAAUAGAGAUUCUUCUGUCAAGACUCGCAACAAGCCGUCCUCCGAUGGGAGGUUCUCUUCGUUUUUAAACUGACAUGAAUUGUUUUUAUACUGGACUCCAUGAGACUGUUGACUUUAUUUAUUGGUUUGGACCGGCACGGAUGCACGGACGCGUUCUCCCACAUGAACUCACAGACUCGACGUCUGUAACAUCGUACCAAUGCACUUUAUCGACGCAGAUGUGAAGACGUCUUCUAGGAGGCUACGAUGGUCAGACUGAGCCGCGCGGUUUAGACCCCUGAGCGGAGAGAAUGAAGAGCUUACUAGGGUCUCUCUGCAAUCAGGGUCAUUACGGGCUGAUCGGGCAGCUGCGACGUUCACCAAUAACGGUCAAAAAUACUUGAGUCGUUACGUAACAUGCGUUUUUUUAUGUUCUUAAUAAUACAGUAGCUUUUUUAUAAACUGAUGUUUGCAUUAUGGAAGUAUUUGUACGUGCAUGUCUGAUGUCAUGGUUCGUUUUCUUGAAUGAAGCUAGUGGUAAGAGCAGUCCUGCGAUGCCCUGCCACUCGAUGGCAAUGCCAAUCCAGAAGCACAAAUUUUUUAUUUGUUGGUUGGUUUGUUUGUUUGUUUGUUUGCAUUUCUUACCUGUAAAAGAAAAGAGGUUGUAGAGGUUCGAUACUUGUCCACUACUGCCACAGGUCUUCUCACGGACUCCUACGCGGCCCUAUAGGAAGAGACCUCAGUUUUGUCUUUGCAUGGCAGCUCUGAAUUCACAACCUGUAUCUGUAAAAUACAUUCCUGUAGAGCGCAGCCUCGAUCGGAUUGGAUUGGAAUGUAAAGACGAAGCAUGCGCGGGCACUGAAGACCUAUUAAAGGAAACUGAACAACUGAAAGCACUAUUACGUCGUAUACACCGAUCAGCCAUAAUAUUAAAACCACCUCACUGUCCAUUUUAUCAGAAGCACUUUACAGUUCUACAAUUACUGACUGUAGACCAUCUGUUUCUCUACAUACCACCACAGAGCAGGUAUUAUUUGGGUGGUGGAUGAUUCUCAGCACUGCACUGACAUGGUGGUGGUGUGCUGGUAUGAGUGGAUCAGACACAGCAGCGCUGCUGGAGUUUUUAAAUACAGUGUCCACUCACUGUCCACUCUAUCAGACACUCCUUCCUAGUUGGUCCACCUUGUAGAUGUAAAGUCAGAGACGGUCGCUCAUCUAUUGCUGCUGUUUGAGUUGGUCAUCUUCUAGACCUUCAUCAGUGGUCACAGGACACUGCACACGGGCACUGUUGGCUGGAUGUUUUUGAUUGGUGGACUGUUUUCAGUCCAGCAAUGACAGUGAGGUGUUUACAAACUCCAUCAGUGCUGCUGUCUCUGACAUGGUGGUGGUGUGUUAGUGUGUGUUGUGCUGGUAUGAGUGGAUCAGUGUCCACCACCACCCAAAUAAUACCUGCUCUGUAGUGUUCCUGGGAGAAUACUGACCAUUGAUGAACAACAUGAAAGGGGGCUAACAAAGCAUGCAGAUAAACAGAUGGACUACAGUCAGUAAUUGUAGAAAUACAAAGUGCUUCUAUAUGGUAAGUGGAGCUGAUAAAAUGGACAGUGAGUGUAGAAACAAGGAGGUGGUUUUAAUGUUAUGGCUGAUAAGUGUACGUAGCCUGCUUUUAUCUGUACAUGUGUUAAUUAAUACAUGGUGUUAUAAAGCAGCACUGGCAGCGAUGAUGUCCCCAGUGAGCUACUUUACUAUACAUUUGUAAUGAUAUUUUCCCUUUAUCCACUUAUGAGUCUGAAAAUGUACAGCAAGAUGAAGACAGAAAGGUAUUCUAGCUAUUUUAUUCUAUUCUAGGAAAUGUAUAGCCAGCUGUGUAGUUUGUAGAUAGCAUUUCCUGAUCCUGGUUUUAAGCACUGUGUAUAGAGGAUGUAUAGAGGACGCUCUGUUAGAAAGGAAGAGUUAAGGUCGGUCGUACCUGUGGAAUUUAAAUAAAAAUAACGACCCCUCAUGCUCUGACUUGUAUCAUACAGCCCCGGCAAAUGAACCUCAAUCUUCUUUUUCACUGACAGAAUAUUGUACAUGAUGGAUUUAAAAAUCCACGUUGGUUUAUUAAACAGGUUUAUUUGA
This is a messenger RNA of Trichomycterus rosablanca, 5571 nucleotides long. It is a transcript of the gene ulk2, whose product is annotated as unc-51 like autophagy activating kinase 2. Gene Ontology annotation, cellular component: cytoplasm; phagophore assembly site; cytosol. The coding region runs from base 196 to 3291 and encodes 1031 amino acids. The record is from RefSeq and is a predicted model, not a curated record. NCBI's taxonomy places the organism in Eukaryota, Metazoa, Chordata, Actinopteri, Siluriformes, Trichomycteridae. Gene Ontology annotation, molecular function: ATP binding; protein serine/threonine kinase activity. Gene Ontology annotation, biological process: reticulophagy; peptidyl-serine phosphorylation; protein autophosphorylation. The transcript has 27 exons.